This is a messenger RNA of Rhipicephalus microplus (southern cattle tick), 817 nucleotides long. RefSeq lists its product as uncharacterized. Lineage: Eukaryota; Metazoa; Arthropoda; Arachnida; Ixodida; Ixodidae. The record is from RefSeq and is a predicted model, not a curated record.
AAGUUCAAACUCUAGUACUCCACUGAGCCUAAUUUAUUGUGAAACACUUAUGGAGCCCUACAACAUUUGGAUAUUCCUUGUAGUUGCUAUGGUAACACCUCAGCAUUUGUCAGCUCAUAAGAAGGAGGCCAGUGAAUCUACCGCAAAUACUUGCGCAAGGUGCUGCUUAACAGAAGACCAAGGAAACCAAAAAGAACAGGUCAGUCGUCCAGCCUCAAAAUAUGUACCGCAGAAAUCGCUUCCUUAUCUGUUCAUGCUUACAAACGCGAUGUAUUUGCACCUCACUGCAUGGGGGAUUCCUGGAGUAGCAUGCAUCAAAGCAAUAAGAACAAACAUGAAUCCGACGGCACGAACCUUGUGUCAGGUAUUGGUGUUCAAGUCUUCUAGGAAGUGGAGCUAUGAUUAUGAGUAUGUGGAUUACACACCAAUAUGGAAAAAUACCAAGAAAAUUAGAGGAUUCACGUCUUUUAAUAAGAGAACUGGUGAAAAUACAACGUAUACCCUUCACCACGUAUACAAGGAUUGCGCUAUUGUAAACAAGACAAAGAAUACAAAAAGAGAAGGUUACAAGCAAGUAUGUGAAGUGUGGGUGAGCGAUCAGUUCUUUGACAAAAACACCGACGGCCUCAGAUUUUGCACCGCAAAUUUCUGGAAGUGCUGCAAACCCCAUACCCCAAAACAAUACUUUAUGUCCGAGUGUGACGAAAGAAUUGGCAAAGUUAUUUCAGUGUAAUGCGCAAGGUCACGAACCAAUAGUCAAUAAUAUGAGUAAGUCUUUUUGUCAGCAGUAUCUCAAUAAAAUAUCAUGAAGCGUUGA